CACGAGCAAAAAGCGCGGCGGGAGGAUGGCAGAGAGAGGAAGAGGAGGGCUGCAGCAUGAACAAGUGAGUGAGCGAGACCAAGGCAGUGAGAGAAAGAGAGCGAGCACUCUGAAUUGUGAGUGGCUUACGACACUCAGUGAACAGAAGGUGCUUCUGCAUGCGCUGUCAGUGUACCGGUCUCCUGUCUGGGAUUGCGUGCUCCUUUGCGUCUCUCAUUUACCGCCCCUGCCUGCCUACAAGCUUCAGCCUUCAGCAGCCUCUUCCAGCUGGCUGAGAAAACACCCGGACGCCGAGGGAGGGAACCAAAUCAUCGAGCCAUAGGGGGACGCGAGAGGCUUCUUAACAAAGAUCAACCACUGAGAUGACAGGGAUACUGUUACACAAGAAAGCAGAGAACGAGCUCCACCGCUAUCACUCUCUCUUUUUUUUUCAGUCAUCUCUCACUGAACGCAUGAUUACCCGCUUGAAUGGAUUUAAACCCUACCAGGUAGUGACUGCAUCCAGAAAUGACCGAUAAUUUAUGUUGACAGAUCUGCUGAAACUUAAGCAGAAAGCAGAGGAGAAAAGAGCAAGACGGCGAUUUCAAGACGUUUUUCCCAUGGCCACUUUUUUUCCUCCCAGUCGAUGGUUAAGCGUUCUCCCCUCUGAUCAUUGCAGCAGAGGACUGCGGAGGAGCUGAAGAGACAGAGCUCAUGCAUGCAGACAGGGGAACUUGCACUUCCUACCAUCUCGCUGAAAGCUACUUGGAUUCAUUCUCUUUCUGGCUCUUUCACUUGAGGAGAACUAAGACAUUGUACGCCUGCCAAGGAUCUGGUAUCCACUGAAAAGAGAGAAGGGAGGGGGGAGAAUUUGUACCACAGUAGGGUCUUUUUUAGAUCGCCACAUAAUUAGUGUUGGGGCACAAAGCGAGACGGUGAAUGGUGAUUGUCAGCUUUCUGAUAGGGGUGAGGAGGAAUCUUGUCAAAUAAAAAGGAUCGAUGAAGAUAAGUUUUUUCAUCAUCCCUUCUACCCUUCACCCACUGCGUAAUAUGUAACACAAGGAAAGAGAUUUCAUUCUUUUGUAUAUUUGACAAUUCAACAUGUUUAUUAAAUAGAAAAAAAAAUCUUUCACCAUCUGCAGCUAAAAUCGCAGACAAAAACAGACACCCAAAUUAAUAAAUGAUGAUAACUAUAACGUGAUACGUACCAAUAUAUAAAUACACCAACAUAUAUAUAUAUAUAUAUACAGUUAUACCUUAUCAAUAAUAAUAUUCAGAGUGGUUCAAUGGACAUUUUCUCAGAGACAUUUCCAGAUAUUUAUGCUAAUGGAUUUCCUUCUAAUUGGACUGUACUUAAAGUGGCCACUGAAGAAACCCCCUGGGUUGAUAUUGUGUUCAGUGAGCAUUUUUUUAAGAACAAUUUCCUUGGUCGAUGGUGUUUGUCCAAGGCUGUGCCGCUGCGACAGCAAGCUGCUGUACUGCGAGGGACUCAACCUCACAGACGUCCCCCACAAUCUGAGCAGUGCCAUGGGACUGUCCAUGAGAGAGAACAACUUGACUGAGUUGCGUGAAGGCCAACUGGCUGGUCUGUCACAGCUCACCUGGCUCUACCUUGAUCACAACAACAUUGACAUAGUGGAAGAGGGUGCAUUUGACAGGCUAAGACGGGUCAAGGAGUUAGACCUAAGCAGUAAUCGAAUUGAAAGUCUGCCAAACGGUACCUUCAGGCCCCUCCCAAACCUGCGCAUUUUGGACCUUUCAUACAACAGGCUACAGGCAUUAGAGCCUGACCUGUUCCACGGCCUUAGAAAGCUCACCAAUUUGCACUUGCGCUAUAAUGCUAUCAAAUUUGUGCCAGUGCGGAUUUUUCAGGACUGUCGGAGCAUGCAGUUUCUGGAUUUGGGAUACAACCAACUGCAGAGCUUGGCACGAAACUCAUUUGCUGGCCUCUUCAAGUUGACCGAGUUGCAUCUUGAGCACAAUGAGCUGGUUAAAGUAAACCUAGCCCACUUCCCUCGCCUAAUCUCUUUACGUACUCUGUACAUGCACAACAAUCAUGCCACCAUUGUUGUCAAUACCUUGGAGUGGACAUGGCACUUUCUGGAAAAGAUUGAUCUGUCAGCAAAUCAAAUUGAGUACAUUGAACCACAUGUUUUUGAGAGUGUACCCAACCUCAAGGCUUUGAUGCUCGACUCCAAUCGGUUGACCUAUGUGGACCAACACAUCCUAGAUUCCUGGUCAUCUCUGGACAGCAUUACCUUGGCAGGGAAUGACUGGGAAUGCAGUCGCAAUGUGUGUGCCUUGGCCUCUUGGCUGGGUGCCUUCCAUGGCCAACGUGACAGUUCUCUGUUGUGUUCAAGCCCUGACACAGCACAAGGUGAGGAUGUGUUAGAUGCUGUGUAUGCUUUCCAGCUAUGUGAGGAUCCCCCACUGGAGGUAACGACAGCAGGCCUCUUUGUCUCUACCAGGGAUCUGGCCCAGGGUGGCUCUGCAUUCCUGGGGCCAUUUACUCCAAAUCCUUAUGAUGGUGAAGGUAGCGAAGUGAUCACCAGUUCCUUCACUGUUACAGUGGGCCAUGAUGACCUGGAGAGCACCAUGCAGAUUCACAAAGUGGUUACUGGCACCAUGGCACUCAUUUUUUCCUUCCUGAUCAUAGUGCUUAUGCUAUACGUGGCAUGGAAGUGCUUUCCAGCUGGAAUACGACAAGUGAGGCAGCGCUUCAACAGUCAGCGCCGCAAGCAGAAGCAGAAGCAAAGUAUGCAGCAGAUGGCUGCAAUUUCUACACCAGAGUACUAUGUUGACUAUAAACCGAACCACAUUGAGGGAGCUCUUGUAAUCAUCAAUGAAUAUGGUUCUUGCACUUGUCAGCAGCAACCAUCUCGGGAGUGCGAAGUGUGAUCUUGUUUGUGAGUACUUCUUUACCUGUGAUUAUCUGGAUAUACAGUAAGAACCCUUUUUUGGAUACAAGGGGGAGGGGAAUAUUUUGGGACAUAUGGAAUAAGGGAAUCCUUUGGACUUUUUUUUUUUAAACAGCAUCUCACUGUGAUGUGGAAGUAUUGAGCUUUAUGCGGCUGACUAUUUCGUGGUGGAUUUGCUACUGCUGCUAUGAGGUCGGAAGGCAUCAUGGGCAACUGGCCUUUGAACCUGUUGAUGAUCUGCAGAGGCAGAGAGGAAUACAUUGAGUGCAAAGAGGUUUCUCCUCUCAUCAAUGAUGGAUAUUUGAGCUUUAAUGCGCAUUUCUAUUUCAGGAGACUUGAUUAUCAUUUAAAAAUAAGUGGACACAAAAAAAGAAAAAAAGAAGAAACCAUUUGUAUUAUGAUAAACACAAUACUAUUUGGCCGGCAUUUAAAAUGUAAAAAUAAAAUAAAAUAAAAUAAAAAGAUAAAUAAAUAAAAUGUUUAGGUUGGAUUCAAGAUGUAAAGAUACAAGUUUCUGUAAAAUAUAUUAAAAGAAAAAGUGCAAGUGUGGACAACAAAGGUACAAGAUAAUCUAUUUCUUUUGUAAACUACAAAAAAAAAAGUUCAAAUAAACAAAUUGAUAUUCACAGUGAACAUUUGUACGUGAGUAGCCUGUCAGAGAGGAAUGAAUGACAACAGAUGCAGGCACUGCACUCGUUGACUGGAGACCAUCGUCUCUGCAAUAUGUCAAACCAAAAAAAAAAAAA
Molecule: messenger RNA, 3643 nt
Organism: Thalassophryne amazonica
Lineage: Eukaryota; Metazoa; Chordata; Actinopteri; Batrachoidiformes; Batrachoididae
Gene: lrrtm1
Product: leucine rich repeat transmembrane neuronal 1
Exons: 2
Coding region: 1300-2877 (525 amino acids)
Molecular function (GO): protein binding
Source: RefSeq, a predicted model, not a curated record